UCUUUCGCAAUCUUGAAAUAUGAUAUGCAGUAUGUAACUGCAAAAAGUGAGGGAGUGAAGUUUUUGACAGAACAUGGCGAACACCAUCAAGGAAAACCAACCUUAGAAUUAAAUGCUUUUAAAUGGGAAUCAAUAUCAACUACAUAACAUUUAACUCGGACCGCAAGCAAAUGAGGAAGUCAGCGCAGGGCUUUCAGACGUUAUUUUUUUCCGCUGUGGUGGAAAGAAAGCAAAAAACCUUUAAGCUUUGCAGCACGAAAUAUAAAAAUGUUAGCACAAUUUGUUGUUUCGUGCAGUGAAAGUAACAUAGGAUAACUAUUAUUAAUUUUUUUUGUAUUAGCAUUUGUUAAAAAAACACUUUUAUUGACGUGUUUGAUAUGCAAACCAAGAGCUAUUGAGCUUCACGAAAUGGCUAAUCCAGCCUCCUACACUUUUUCUUCACCGAGGAGGUCUUCUGGUCUGCAUUCAAAGCACACACAUCAGAGUGCCAUCACUCCACCAACUGCUCUUGAAUAUGUCAGAAAUGGCAGGAAGGUUCUCAUGGAUGUACUCAAAUUCCCCAUUACGGUAGCCAAACAGCUUAACAAGCAUGGUAUUCUCAGUGAAGAGGAACUCUGUGACAUUCGAAGGCAAUCGGGGGGGGCUGACGCAACUAGCAAACUGCUGGACAUGGUCAUUGCUAAAGGAGAGCAGGCCUGCUGUGAGUUACUUCAGAUACUGCACAACAAAAGGCAAAAUAUGCUGGAUAUUGGGUUGUCUGAGUCAGUUAAAGCAACUCUGCAAAGUCUGGAAGAAGAUUUAUAUCACUGGAUCAACCACUUCUCAGGCCUCGCAAGAAAAUCAUCAUCCAUACUUAGUGGAAAUGAUCUGCAUCUUAACGUGAAGGAGCACGAAGAUGAAGCUGUGUUUGAAGAAGCUAGGAGAAUCAUGCAGCAGAGUCCAGAGAAGAUGCAGCUGUAUUUGCACGUGGAUCAGGACUUUCAACAUCUUGGUGAAGCCGUCAAGAACUUGAUAUUCAAAUGCUUGCCACAGAUCAGCAGAAUCAGGCUUCCCAGUCCAUCAGAAAACUUUGUACUGCAACUUUUUUUUCAAGCAGCAAUAAAUGAUGUAAAAACAGGAGAGAAGACAGUUACAUGGCUAUCAAAAGUCAUUGAUUUCAACAGCAAUGAUUUUGAUGUAGAAAGUUACAAUUAUAGCGAUGAACUUUCAUGGAAAAAGACUGAUUUUCUGUUGGAUCUACAUUCUCAUAUUAAAGACUAUGAAACUGAAACUGGGCUGAGUGUUCAGUCAAUAUUACAGCCAGUUUAUCAAUCAGCUCCUGAAGUCUGGGUUGUAGACCUCUCUAAGAGGAAGGCAUCCAUCCUCCUUGAAGUGAUGGAGUUCCAGACAAACAAAAAGCCAGUGAAGAUUAUCAGCUGCUCAGAUACAGAGAAAGAACAAUGGCAUUUUCUUCAGUGUUUGCCCUAUAUUUCACAUCUGGGAUGGUCUAAAUCCCAUUUCAAUUUAAAGGAAGCCAUCAAAUUCAUGGUCAAUCUCUUCAAUCAAGCAGCAGAGUGUGACAGAAAGACAGGAGAGAAGAAACUGCAGCUCCUCUCAUCAGUCUGCAGUUAUUCCUCUUUCCCAUUUUUUGGUGACAAAAACUGUGAAGAUUUAAAAAAGCAGAGUGACUUUCUGCUGGAUCUGUACACAUAUUUGAAGGAUUCUGACCAUCCAUCAUAUAAACAUGUUCUGCUGGAAUUGCAGUCAGCUCCUGCAGUCUGGGUUAUAGACCUCUCUGAGAGGAAGGCGUCCAUCCUCCUUGAAGUGCUGGAACUCCAGACAGUGAAGAAACCAGUAAAGCUUGUUGGCUGGUCAGAUGAAAAGAAUGAUCAAUGGAGCUUGCUGAAAUGUCUGCCAUAUGUUUCCAAACUAGGAUUGCCUGUAAAGUAUUUCAAUUCAAAUGAAGCCAUCGAGUUCAUGGUCAAUCUCUUCAAUCAAGCAGCAGAGUGUGACAUAAAGACAGGAGAGAAGAAACUGCAGUUCCUUUCAUCAGUCUGCAGUUAUUCCUCUUUCCCAUUUGUUGGUCACAGAAGCAGUAACGAUUAUUCAAAAAAACAGAGUGACUUUCUGCUGGAUCUGUAUUCAUUUUUGAAAGAUUCUAAGAAACCAUCAUAUAAGCAUGUUCUGCUGGCAUUGCAGCCAGUUUAUGAAUCAGCUCCUGCAUUCUGGGUUAUCGACCUCUCUAAGAGGAAGGCGUCCAUCCUCCUUGAAGUGCUGGAACUCCAGACAGUGAAGAAACCAGUAAAGCUUGUUGGCUGGUCAAAUGAAAAGACUGAGAUAAGGAGUUUUCUCCAGUGUCUGCCCUACGUUUCUCAGCUGCGAUGGUCUAAAUGCCAUUUCAACUCAAAAGAAGCCAUCAAAUUCAUGAUCAGUCAAGCAGCAGAGUGUGACAGAGAGACAGGAGAGAAGAAACUGCAGCUCCUCUCAUCAGUCUGCAGUUAUUCCUCUUUCCCUUUUGCUGGUGACACAAACACUGAUGAUGAUUUAAAAAAGCAGAGUGAAUUUCUGCUGGAUCUGUACUCAUUUUUGAAGGAUUCUGACCAUCCAUCAUAUAAGCAGGUUGUGCUGGCAUUGCAGCCAGUUUAUCAAUCAGCUCCUGCAGUCUGGGUUAUAGACCUCUCUGAAAGGAAGGCAUCCAUCCUCCUUGAAGUGCUGGAAUUCCAGACAGUGAAGAAACCAGUAAAGCUUGUUGGCUGGUCAGAUGAAGAGAAUGAACAAAGCAACUUUUUGCAAUGUCUGCCAAAUGUUUCUGAACUGGGAUUUUCUCAGGACAAUCUCUCUCCUUUUCAGAGAUUACCUGUAAGGUAUUUCAAUUCAAAUGAAGCCAUCAAGUUCAUGGUCAGUCUCUUCAGUCAAGCAGCAGAGUGUGACAUAAAGACUGGAGAGAAGAAACUGCAGCUCCUCUCAUCAGUCUGCAGUUAUUCCUCUUUCCCGUUUGUUGGUGACAGAAACAGUAAUGAUUAUUCAAAAAAACAGAGUGACUUUCUGCUGGAUCUGUACUCAUUUUUGAAAGAUUCUAAGAAUCCAUCAUAUAAGCAUGUUCUGCUGGCAUUGCAGCCAGUUUAUCAAUCAGCUCCUGCAGUCUGGGUUAUCGACCUCUCUAAGAGGAAGGCGUCCAUCCUCCUUGAAGUGCUGGAACUCCAGACAGUGAAGAAACCAGUAAAGCUUGUCGGCUGGUCAAAUGUAGAGACUGAGAUAAGGAGUUUUCUCCAGUGUCUGCCCUACGUUUCUCAGCUGGGAUUGCCUGAAUGGCAUUUCAGCUCACAGGAAGCCAUCAAAUUCCUGAUCAGUCUCUUCAUUCAAGCAGCAGAGUGUGACACAAAGACAGGAGAGAAGAAACUGCAGCUCCUCUCAUCAGUCUGCAGUUAUUCCUCUUUCCCUUUUGUUGGUGACACAAACAGUGAUGAUGAAUCAAAAAAACAGAGCGACUUUCUGCUGGAUCUGUACUCAUUUUUGAAGUAUUCUAAUAAUCCAUCAUAUAAGCAUGUUCUGCUGGCAUUGCAGCCAGUUUAUCAAUCAGCUCCUGCAGUUUGGGUUAUAGACCUCUCUAAGAGGAAGGCGUCCAUCCUCCUUGAAGUGCUGGAAUUCCAAAUAGUGAAGAAACCAGUAAAACUUGUUGGCUGGUCACAUGCUGAGACUGAGUUAAGAAGUUUUCUCAAGUGUCUGCCCUUUGUUUCCCAACUGGGGUUACAUUUUCCACCAGAAACAACUUCUGGGCCAAUAACUGUCCCGCUGAUAAGGGGAUUACCUGUAAGGCAUUUUAACUCAAAGGAAGCCAUCAAAUUCAUUGUCAGUCUCUUCAUUCAAGCAGCAGAGUGUGACAUAAAGACAGGAGAGAAGAAACUGCAGCUCCUCUCAUCAGUCUGCAGUUAUUCCUCUUUCCCUCUUGCUGCUGACAGAAACAGUGACAAUGAAUCACAAAAGCAGAGCGACUUUCUGCUGGAUCUGUACUCAUAUUUGAAGGAUUCUGAAGAUAAAGCAAAUGAGCAUGUUCUACAGGCAUUGCUGCCAGUUUAUCAAUCAGCUCCUGCAGUCUGGUUUAUAGACCUCACUAGGAAGAAGGCAUCCAUCAUCUUUGAAGUCCUGGAAUUCCAGACAAUGAAGAAACCAGUAAAGCUUGUUGGCUGGUCAGAUGAAGAGAAUGAGAUUAAGAGUUUUCUCCAGUGUCUGCCCUACAUUUCUCAGCUGGGAUUGUAUGAAAGGCAUUUCAAUUCAGAGAAAGCCAUCAAGUUCAUGGUCAAUCUCUUCAAUCAAGCAGCAGAGUGUGACAUAAAGACAGGAGAGAAGAAACUGCAGCUCCUCUCAUCAGUCUGCAGUUAUUCCUCUUUCCCUUUUGGUGACACAAACAGUAAUGAUGAUUCAAAAAAACAGACUGACUUCAUGCUGGAUCUGUACUCAUUUUUGAAAGAUUCUAAGAAUCCAUCAUAUAAGCAUGUUCUGCUGUCACUACAGCCAGUUUAUCAAUCAGCUCCUGCAGUCUGGGUUAUAGUCCUCUCUGAGAGGAAGGCAUCCAUCCUCCCUGAAGUCCUGGAACUCCAGAGGGUAAAGAAACCAGUAAAGCUUGUUGGCUGGUUAGAUGAAGAGACUGAGAUAAGGAGUUUUCUCCAGUGUCUGCCCUAUAUUACUCAGCUGGGAUUGUAUGAAAGGCAUUUUAAUUCAGAGGAAACCAUCGAAUUCAUGGUCAAUCUCUUCAAUCAAGCAGCAGAGUGUGACAUAAAGACAGGAGAGAAGAAACUGCAGCUCCUCUCAUCAGUCUGCAGUUAUUCCUCUUUCCCUUUUGCUGGUGACACAAACAGUAAUGAUGAUUCAAAAAAACAGACUGACUUCAUGCUGGAUCUGUACUCUUUUUUGAAGGAUUCUAAGAAUCCAUCAUAUAAGCAGGUUCUGCUGGCACUACAGCCAGUUUAUCAAUCAGCUCCUGCAGUCUGGGUUAUAGACCUCUCUGAGAGGAAGGCAUCCAUCCUCCCUGAAGUCCUGGAAUUCCAGAGAGUGAAGAAACCAGUAAAGCUUGUUGGCUGGUUAGAUGAAGAGACUGAGAUAAGGAGUUUUCUCCAGUGUCUGCCCUAUAUUUCUCAGCUGGGGCCUUGCAACAACAAAAUUACAGAUAUGAAAACCUUCCUGAGAGACCCAGACCACGAUUUAUGGGACCAGUCAAAGAAUCAAAAUACAGUGGAGUUCAAACCAGAUUUAAAUGAUCAUAAUGGUGAACUUUCCUACAGCUUCAGCUGUGAAUCAGGAGGCCACUUUCAGUGCAGCGCAACAGGGCUGGUGUUUCAGAUGAAGGCAGCAGGCAAGGUGGAGUACAGCCCCACUUACUGGGAUGAGGCUGCUUUGAAAACUGCUGGAUAUCAGCCUGCAGGGCCCUUAUUCAACAUCGAGAAUCCCGACAAAGGGCUUUGUUCACUGCAGCUUCCACACUGUGAGGCUGAUGUGGAAGAACGAGUGCACCUGUCUGUGGCCCAUUUCUAUAGUGGAAAUAUGGAAGUACUGAAGCCUUUUGCAGUAACAGACACUCAUGUCACAAUGCAAAUUGGGAAUCUCUCUGCUUUUGGCAUUAUUAAAAGUGUAUUAUCCUUAAUUACGUCUCAAGUUCGUGGACAGGUGUUACUUUUCCAGCCACCUAGAAGCACACCUCAGGAGCAAAUAUAUGUAUUCCUGUUACCCUCCAAUGUGCCACUUGAUCAGGUGACCAAGCAGCACACUGAGUGCAGGUACAUAAAAACCAGCUCAGAUUGCACCUUUAUUCGAAACCAGAAAUACAAAGUUACCUCUGACCUCGAAGGACAUCAUGAAAUCCAGCCUGAGUCCCAAGAUUUUUUCUGUAAUUAUGGCCCAAACUUCCACCCAACAUUUGAGGUUUUCUUCAAUGAUGGCAUCACAGCUUUGAAAUUGGCUGUUAUGAAGAAUGGAGAGAAAGUAUGGGGUCGCAGAGUACGUUUACCAGCAGAAGUAGCCCCGGAUGCAAACCAGCUGGCAGAAAAAAAACCCAUUUCACUGAGUCCAUGGAAAGAUUUCCUAUUAGAUGUAUUCGAUGAUCUGACAGAUGAAGAGCUGAAGAAUCUGAAGACACGCAUGCCACCCCCUGCAGGUUGUAAGGGCAUCCCUAAAAGCAAGCUGCAAGGAGCUGACCGCACAGACCUAUGGAACUUGAUGGCAGAGAGUUGGGGAAUGGAAGGCUCCAUCAUGGCCAUCAAGGGGGGGCUGAGUAAAAUCCAACGUAAUGAUUUGAUCGAGGAGCUAAAUGACUUCCCGAAGAAGCUCAAAAAAUCAUCUGCAUGAAGCCUGUGCUCUUCACACAGGAAAAGCCUUUUACUUUGAUAACUAAUUAGAAAGAUUUAUACAGCUGCAAAGGAAGAUAAAGUGUAUAGAUACUAACAAAUGGUGCAAAUGUGACAACAAUGGUGCGAAAGUGAGAAAAGACACGCAAGGUUGUGAGGGUGGAGUUUUCAUAAUUUUGCAGAAUCUUUCACUGUUUUGUAACAGGCAUCAAAGAAAAUUCUUAUGCCUAUUAAUGUUUUAUUCAGUUACAUUUUUCUCAGUUUUACUGUAUCCCCCUUAGGUUCUCCUAUACUAUAGUGGGUUGACCAUAUAAGCUUUAUUUAGUAAUGUUACUGGGAAGACCAGAUUAUAGAAUCGGUGCAAUUUGCAGAGUGGGCUGCACCCAUUGUUCCUGUCCAAAAACCAGAUGGAUCCAUCCGAAUUUGUGGGGAUUAUAAUAUCACAAUAAACCAGGUAUAUAAAGUGGA
This is a messenger RNA of Brienomyrus brachyistius, 6785 nucleotides long. RefSeq lists its product as uncharacterized. The transcript is spliced from 21 exons. The record is from RefSeq and is a predicted model, not a curated record. Gene Ontology annotation, biological process: regulation of apoptotic process. Lineage: Eukaryota; Metazoa; Chordata; Actinopteri; Osteoglossiformes; Mormyridae. The coding region runs from base 409 to 6318 and encodes 1969 amino acids.